UUUACUAAUCUUUGAAAUAUCAAUCAAAAAUCUCAUAUUAUCGUCCGAAAGUCAGAUAUCCAAUAUGACCGAGAGACAGGAAGAGGCCUCCCUCAUGGAAAAUACAACCCUAGGCAACAUCAUUCUCGAUGAGUUUACCUGGGACUUUAUGGCCGCCAUAUUCGACGGGGAGUUAUAUAGCAUUAUUGUAGAGAUUGUGGCUCAAACUCUCCUUAUUGCUAUUGGUGUAGCCAUAGCCACGAAAUGCCUCGUACGGGGUCUUGUCCGAACAGCGGAGCACGCAUUUUACUGCGUCCUCGGAUUAUUUCUAGCCGUUGGCGAGGCGCUGCUGUUCAGACACAGCUGGUGGCUGGUUCGGAUGAUCGGGAUGCCCAGUCUGGAAUUGAUGCACAGUACUUUGGGCCUGCUGGGGUUCUGGAGCGGAUGCAUUGGGGUGCUACCCAAGUUGCGGCAGUGGUCCGAGCUGAAGCGACGGCAUGGACACACGUCGUGCAUCAGUAUUAAACACUGUCUGACCAAGCAUGGACUCUGCGGCCUGAUGGGUCUGCUCCUAACCUUAGGCUGUCUCUUGUCGGGUCUGGCCUUGCUCGGGAUCAGAAAUGUUUCUCUGCACUGGUCGCACCGUAUUUUAGGGCUUUCGGGUUUCUUUUGUUCGAUCUGCAGUCAAUGGUUUGCCUUCAACUCAGGGUUCGCUCGACGAGAGUGGCGCGAAAAUCAGAUCAAACUAUUUAAGCUGGGAUCUCUGGCCACCAUUAUCACGGUGGCCCACUUUGAGCUCUGGAGUCUUGCGAGGGACGUUGUUUAUCUUAUGCCCAAGUCUACACUCGGGCCGAUUGGCGUUAAAGAAGAAGAAUCAUCAUGAUUGACCAACUUCAGUCAGUUAGAACUGAGUAAAUUUUGUGACUAAAUUUAAUUUUUGAUUCAAA
Messenger RNA from Drosophila pseudoobscura, 926 nucleotides. RefSeq lists its product as uncharacterized. Lineage: Eukaryota; Metazoa; Arthropoda; Insecta; Diptera; Drosophilidae. The record is from RefSeq and is a predicted model, not a curated record. Bases 65 to 862 code for a protein of 265 amino acids. The transcript has a single exon.